Molecule: messenger RNA, 170 nt
Organism: Paraglomus brasilianum
Lineage: Eukaryota; Fungi; Glomeromycota; Glomeromycetes; Paraglomerales; Paraglomeraceae
Source: the annotation of a GenBank genome assembly
CGGGAUGGUUUUAUCGAAAAGCCAAAUCACCCGCGGCGGCACAACCACAUUACCACAUUCCGUAUCGGCUCGAACAAACGAAAGGUUUCGGCGCACCGCAACUGUCUGGCAACCCAAGAACUCCACACGAAGACGUUCUCAAGAAGGAGGAAGAGCUAAAAAAGUACUGA